UUUCCCAAAUUGAAACACUCCAAAACUACAAGGACCAACUUGACUUUUUCACUUUUUAGCUCCACCCUACCCUCGCCGCCGGCGAAUUCCGUUCGCCGGAAUCACACUGCUCCUCCGCCGUUAACAAUGGCUUCCUCAGCUUUCAUCUCAAUCAAAAGGACCAAAAUACCCUUUUCUCGAAACUCAUUCUCCAUCACAAAAUUUACCCUUUUCUCCACACUAAUCAAGAAUCAUCACCAAAAAAUUUCACCUCAAAUUACUUCUCCACCAAUGGCAAAAAAGCUUCCUUUUACUGUUUCUGCUCAUGGGGUUACGUGGAAUGAUCCUUACCAUUGGAUGCGCAAAACCAACGACCCUGAUUUCAUCAACUAUCUUCAGCAAGAAAAUUUGUAUGCUCAGUCUUUUAUGAAGGAUACUGAGAAAAUGCAAAAGAGUUUGUUUUCUGAAAUGAUUAGUAGAAUGCCUUCCAAGAUUUCUACUCCACCUGAACUAUGGGGUCCUUGGUUAUACUACCAGUACAUUCCAGAAGGGAAGGAGUUUCCAGUAUUAUGUAGGGAACUGGCUGCUGAGAGCAAAGGUUGGGUGAAGACUGUAUCAAGUUAUGUGAUCAGCGUUGCUGGGAAGGAACAAAUACUGCUUGACUGGAAUGAAAUUGCGGAAAGAUAUGGAUAUGUGCAUGUGGGUACAUGUCGAGUGUCUCCAGACCAUAAUUAUCUUGCUUACACAAUUGAUGUUACUGGUAGUGAGCAGUUUGUGCUUCAUAUUAAAGACCUCCAAAAUGACUGCGUUCUGCCAACCCUGAGAGUUGAAGGGGUUGUCAGUGUGGAAUGGGCUCAAGAUUCUUGUACUUUCUUCUAUACAUUAUCCGACCAGAACCAACGCCCUUACAGGGUACAUUGUGUAAAAUUGGGAUCAGAUUCGGUUCAUAAUGUCCCAUUGUUUGUAGAAAAUGAUUCCAGUUUCUGUGUGGAUAUAGCAAGUACAAAAGAUGGAAAGUUUAUUACUGUGAAUUCUAAUUCAAGAACUUCAUCCGAGGUUUAUGUCAUCAAUGCAACCAAUUUGCAGACCGGUAUUCAAAGAUUUUGUAAGCGUGCGUCUGGUGUGCAAUACUUUCUUGAACAUCAUCAUGGCUUUUUCUAUGUUCUCACUAAUUCUCCAAAUGCUGGUGAGGAAUCACCUUUGAGUGGAGAGUAUUAUUUGGCUAGAUGCCCUGUUGAGAACUUGCAGUCAACUUGUUUGCAGAAUAUUAUAGAACCCAGUGAAGACGUUUUCAUCCAAGAUAUGGACAUGUUUAAUGAACAUCUGGUGCUUUUUCUCAACAAAGAGGGUUCCUCAUCGAUAUGCUCUGUAGAUAUGCGAACGAUCAUCAAUUGUAAGGAACAAAUGAAGAUUGAUGAACUUAACCCAUGGUUCUUUCCUCUUCCCUCUGAUAUGUGUACAAUAGCUCCAGGAUCAAAUCAUGAUUUCACACGAUCUGUAUACCGUGCUGUUGUUUCUUCCCCAGUGAUGCCUGAUGUUAUUGUUGACUAUGAUAUGUCUAGAAGAACGUUCUCUGUCAUUCAUCAAGAAGAAGUAAUUAACCACAAUACAAAAUACCUCUCUAACAAUGGAGAGAGAAGCAGAAAUGAGUUUCUGGGCACCCCUUUAAAGAAGGAACACAACAUUCAGAAUAAUGGAGUACAGAGAUGGAGUGACUUUGCUGAAAUUUAUUCCUGUCAAGAAAAACAAGUGAUAUCGCAUGAUGGUAAAAGGAUUCCUUUAACUAUUUUAUUCUCUCUUAAAGCACAUAAGAAGGGUCAGUCUCCUGGGCUUCUGCAUGGAUAUGGAGCUUAUGGAGAAGUGCUAGAUAAAAGCUGGUGUGUUGACCGCCUGAGCUUACUUGAUCGUGGUUGGGUGAUUGCAUUUGCUGAUGUAAGAGGUGGUGGUGGUGGUCCAGAUCCUUCAUGGCACAAAUCUGGGAGCGGAAUGAACAAGUUGAACUCUGUAAGUGAUUUUAUAUCAUGUGGCAAGUAUCUUGUCAGUGAGGGUUAUGUUCAUCAACAUCGGCUGGGAGCUGUUGGUGUAAGUGCUGGAAGUCUUCUUGUCGCGGCAGCAAUUAACAUGCACCCUGAGCUUUUUCAAGCUGCAAUUCUGAAGGUUCCUUUUCUUGAUGUGUGCAGUAGCUUGUUGGAUCCCACCUUGCCUCUCACUGUUUUAGACUACGAAGAAUUCGGAAAUCCUCAACUACAUGCCCACUUUGAAUAUAUUUUGAAGUAUUCUCCUUAUGACAAUAUUCCUGAAGGAGUUUGUUGUCCCCCGAUGCUUGUGAAGGCUUCAUUGAACGACUCCAGAGUUGGCGUUUGGGAAGCUGCAAAAUGGGUGGCCAAGAUACGAGAUAAAACGUGCACUAGAUGUUCUUCUUCAGUCAUACUGCAGACAAACAUGAGUGGUGGGCAUUUUGGUGAAGGUGGUCGUUUUGGACAAUGCGAGGAAGCAGCUCAUGAAUAUGCUUUUCUGAUGAAAGUUCUCGGGGAAUCUUGAACUAAAAUGCAGCUUCUGGAUUUCGAUGAUGGAGGGUUGGUCUAGAGCUAUUGUCCUAAUGACAGAGAGGCUAGCUGGAAAACGUUCAUCAACUAUAUCUCUGCAUUAACCAAAUGCACUCGGAAACUCCUCGUGUUGCAGAAUAGCACGAUUCAUGUUGACUUCUGUCAUUGUCGAGCUUAACAUUAUUUCCGUGUGACUUAUAAGUCACGAGUUCAAGCUGUAGAAUCAGCCACUGAUGGUAAGCUGUGUACGGUGCACCCCAACGAGUCUGCGAGAUGUUUCGUGCCCCCGGCUGAAGGGUGUUGAUGACCCCAAUUGCUUGUAAAGCUUACCAUCCAACAGUAGAAUUGUCAGGUUUUGUAGAUUGAAGUACUCUUAUUGUUAUAAAACUGAAAGUGGUCUGAUGAAUUUUUAGGUUUCUAUGUACAAUACUGACAUAAUUUUUACAAGAAAAUGUACAAUUCUUGCUCCGAUUCAA
Solanum lycopersicum (tomato) is the source of this 3001-nucleotide messenger RNA. RefSeq lists its product as uncharacterized. Gene Ontology annotation, molecular function: serine-type endopeptidase activity. Gene Ontology annotation, biological process: proteolysis. The record is from RefSeq and is a predicted model, not a curated record. Gene Ontology annotation, cellular component: chloroplast. NCBI's taxonomy places the organism in Eukaryota, Viridiplantae, Streptophyta, Magnoliopsida, Solanales, Solanaceae.